Messenger RNA from Quercus robur (English oak), 2037 nucleotides. Its product is annotated as GPI mannosyltransferase 1. Gene Ontology annotation, cellular component: glycosylphosphatidylinositol-mannosyltransferase I complex; membrane. NCBI's taxonomy places the organism in Eukaryota, Viridiplantae, Streptophyta, Magnoliopsida, Fagales, Fagaceae. The coding region runs from base 520 to 1836 and encodes 438 amino acids. The record is from RefSeq and is a predicted model, not a curated record. Gene Ontology annotation, molecular function: GPI mannosyltransferase activity; alpha-1,4-mannosyltransferase activity. Gene Ontology annotation, biological process: GPI anchor biosynthetic process. The transcript has 5 exons.
UUCUAUUUCUUUUCGUUCUUCUCCCAGCUCUCAGCUCUCAGCUUUCUAUUUCUUUUCUUUCUUCUCUUCUCAAGCUCUCAGCUCUCACAGAUAGCGCUCAAACUCUCAUCCUCCACAAAGGCUUUAGCUUCACCGAUUCCCAUCAUCCUCAUCCACAAACUCUCACCGAUUCAUCAACCUCCUCACCGCCGCCACCGAAGCUCACGCAUCAUCGCCGACCCGAUUCAUCAUUCUCCUCACCCACUUCGAAGCCCAGCUCAUCUCUGCCGAAGCCGCCGCUGCCUUCCUCAGCCCAUUGCUUUGGUUUUCCGCCGAUCUCAGUUUGCUUGGAAGUAUAUAUUGCUGUUUCUAAUUUUAUGGUCUCACAAUGAGACCUAACAUAUUACACGGGUAUCAUGAACGGGGAUAUAGAUAUUGACUCACAACUUUUGGGAACCUCUCAAAAUACUUCUAUGUUAUGCUCUAAGCCAUAACAUAAUAAACAGUUUCUUUCCUCUGCUGCUUCAACUUGCAGAACCAAUGUUCACCACCAUGAACUUUCGCUCUCUCCUCGUACUAUCAGCCAUUUUCAGAGUAUUCUUAAUCAUAUAUGGUGAAUGGCAAGACACCCACAUGGAAGUCAGGUACACUGACAUUGAUUACCUUGUUUUCUCCGAUGCUGCUUCUCUAAUGGCCUCUGGCAAAUCCCCUUAUCUUAGAUCCACAUACAGAUACUCACCUUUACUAGCUUUUUUGCUCAUACCCAAUUCGAUUUUCCAUCGAUCUUGGGGCAAGUUUCUCUUCUCAGCUUCAGAUUUGCUUGUGGGGUGUUUUAUAAGGAGUAUUUUGAAGCUACGUGGGGUCCCAGAAAAAUUUUGUGUUAGUUCUGUAAUGGUCUGGCUGUUCAAUCCAUUUACUUUUACAAUUGGGACUCGUGGGAAUUGUGAGCCUGUUGUUUGUGCUAUGGUUCUUUGGGUCCUCUUAUGCCUCAUGAAUGGUCGUGUGUUGCAAGCUGCAUUUUGGUUUGGGCUUCUUGUCCACUUUAGAAUCUACCCUGUAAUCUAUGUUCUUUCUAUUCUUCUGAUUCUUGAUCCAUACGUCUUCCGAUAUGGUCGGAAGCCUGCUCUUCAAAAUUGGGGGCGCACUGAACAAGAAUCUCCUCGAAGCAAUUGUAUUACAAGACUGGCUGCUCUGUUCCAUCCAUGGUCUACUUUGAGAACGGCAUUAACAAAAGAGAGAAUACUUUUUGGUUUUGUUUCUGGGGCUGUUUUCUUAUUUUGUACUGCCCUUUUCUUUUGCCUUUAUGGGUGGGACUUCUUGCAUGAGGCACUGCUAUAUCAUCUUACCCGUACGGAUCCAAGGCACAACUUCUCCAUUUAUUUUUAUCAUAUAUACCUUCAGCUGGAGAAUGAAAUCUUGGUGGUGGAGAAGCUCAUUUCGUUUUUGCCUCAAUUUGUAGUGCAGUUCAUUCUUGUUCUGAGUUUUGCACAAGACCUCCUGUUUUGCUGGUUUUUGCAGACGGUUGCAUUUGUGGCAUUCAACAAGGUAAUCACUGCACAAUAUUUUGUGUGGUUUUUCUGUCUUUUGCCUCUAAUACUUCCAUGGAGCCAAAUGAAGUUAAGAUGGAAAGGUCUUUCCUGCAUAUUAGUGUGGAUGGGUGCUCAACUUCAUUGGUUGAUGUGGGGUUAUAUGCUCGAAUUCAGGGGAAAGAAUGUCUUCCUUCAACUGUGGAUGGCAAGCAUUUUUUUCUUAGCUGCAAACACCUAUGUUCUUACAGCAGUCAUCCAGCAUCAUCGAUGCUCUCCGGUUUUCAUUGGGUUAGAAAGCACUUCGAAGGGUGCAAGGAAAUUACAAUGAUGGAACAAGUAACUUUAUUGAUUGCUCUUCAUGUUGUCUAUCAUACUUUUUCUCCAACUCUGUAUUGGAAAAUUAGAUGGUGCAGCUGUUUCUUUUUUCCAGUUUUAGAAUAUCAGUAUGUAACCUUUCUAUAAUGUAAGAAUACAUUUCGUUCGUUUAUCGCCCAUUACAUGCAUCUAACUGAGAAUUUCCUCUCUUUAA